GAGGCCUCUAUCAUUCUCUAUGGACGAGACAGACUUUGCAGCAGUCACAUUAAUAGGGACAUAAUUACUUCCACGUAAUGGUAGAGAUCAUCUUUGAUCACAUAAUCACACAGCCUGGAUGUUUUGUGUAACGGACACAAGACCUGCCUGUAAAAGGAAAUAUUUAUGGUUUGGGAAGGGUUUACGGGAAUAGCGAGCUAGCCACCUUGCUGGCUACUUUGUAUGACAUUUGGCAAGGAUGCUACUACGGUGGAUACGGCAACAGCUGGGCUUUGACCCUCCCCAUCAAAGUGAUACCAGAACGGUUUACAUCGCAAACCGCUUCCCUCAACAUGGCCAUUAUGUCCCUCAGCGGUUUGCAGACAACAGAAUCAUAUCAUCCAAGUACACCGUUUGGAAUUUUGUUCCCAAGAAUCUGUUUGAACAGUUCAGAAGAAUAGCCAAUUUUUAUUUUCUCAUCAUAUUCCUGGUCCAGCUAAUGAUAGAUACCCCCACUUCCCCUGUCACCAGCGGACUUCCUCUGUUCUUUGUCAUCACAGUAACUGCCAUCAAACAGGGCUAUGAGGACUGGCUGAGGCACAAGGCGGACAACGAGGUGAACGGGGCGCCUGUGUUUGUGGUUCGCAGUGGCAGCCUUGUGCAGACUCGCUCAAAGAACAUACGAGUGGGGGAUAUAGUCCGGGUGGCCAAAGAUGAGACAUUCCCAGUGGACUUGGUCCUCUUAUCAUCGGACCGAGCCGAGGGGACGUGUCACAUCACCACAACCAGCCUGGACGGAGAGACUAAUCUGAAGACUCAUUACUCUGUGCCAGAGACAUUGGUGUCUCAGUCGGUGUCCAGGCUAGAGGCCCUACAUGCUGUGGUGGAGUGUCAGCAGCCAGAUGCAGAUCUUUAUAGGUUUGUUGGGCGAAUAACAGUAACACAACAAGAAGAAGAGAUUGUAAGACCCCUUGGACCUGAAAACCUGCUGCUUCGAGGAGCAAGAUUGAAAAAUACCAAAGAAAUAUUUGGUGUAGCAGUUUACACUGGGAUGGAGUCUAAGAUGGCCCUGAACUACAAGUGCAAAUCCCAGAAGCGCUCUGCAGUGGAGAAGUCUAUGAAUACCUUUCUGCUCAUCUACCUGGGCAUCCUGCUGUUUGAGGCCAUCCUCAGCACCAUCCUGAAGUACGCCUGGCAGGCUGAGAACAAGUGGGACGAGCCCUUCUACAACCAGCAGACAGAGCAGGAGAGGAACAGCAGCCAGAUCCUGAAGUUCAUCUCUGAUUUCCUGGCGUUUCUGGUCCUGUACAACUUUAUCAUCCCCAUCUCACUCUACGUCACUGUGGAGAUGCAGAAAUUCCUGGGCUCGUUUUUCAUUGGCUGGGACUUGGACCUCUAUCAUGAGGAGAGCGACCAGAUGGCUCAGGUCAACACUUCUGAUCUCAACGAGGAGCUGGGACAGGUGGAAUACGUGUUUACGGAUAAAACCGGCACCCUGACGGAGAAUGAGAUGCUGUUCCGUGAAUGUUCAAUCAAUGGUAUCAAAUACCAGGAAAUCAAUGGAAAGCUUAUACACGAGGGGAUGAUGGAUGACUCGCCUGACGGACCUGUGCCUCCUCUAAGUCGGGAGGAGUUGCUGUUCCUGAAGGCAGUAUCGCUGUGUCACACAGUGCAGAUCAGCUACGAGCAGCCAGGCGACGGCCCGGGGAACCCCUUCUCCCACGCUAAUGGCUUCUCCUCCCAGAUGGAAUACUAUGCCUCCUCGCCGGAUGAGAAAGCACUGGUGGAAGCCACUAAAAGGAUGGGGGUAACCUUUAUCGGUAGCCAUGGAGAAGUUAUGGAAAUAAAAAUAUUUGGAAAGUCAGAAAAGUAUAAACUACUCCAUGUACUAGAGUUUGAUGCAACCCGAAGGAGAAUGAGUGUCAUAUUACAGACACCCUCAGGGGGAAAAGUACUAUUUACAAAGGGAGCUGAGUCCGCCAUUCUUCCCUUUACUAAAAGUGGAGAAAUUGACAAAACAAGAGUACAUGUAGAUGAAUUUGCCUUGAAGGGCUUGCGGACGUUGGUGGUGGCCUGCAGACACUUCAAUGUGGAGGAGUAUGAGGAGGUGGACCAGCGGCUCCACGAGGCCCGCGCGGCCCUGCAGCAGAGAGAGGAGAGGCUGGCCGAGGUCUUCAGCUUCAUAGAAAAGGACCUGGAGCUGUUGGGAGCGACCGGGGUGGAGGACAAGCUGCAGGAGAAGGUCCAGGAGACCAUUGAGGCGCUGCGCCUGGCUGGGAUCAAGGUGUGGGUGCUGACCGGGGACAAGCACGAGACGGCGGUCAGUGUCAGCCUGUCCUGCGGCCACUUCCACCGCACCAUGAACAUCCUGGAGCUGGUGCAGCAGAAGUCUGACAACGAGUGUGCCGAGCAGCUCCGACAACUGGCCAGGAGGAUAAGAGAGGACCAUGUGGUCCAGCAUGGCCUGGUGGUGGACGGGGCCAGUCUGUCUCUGGCACUGCGGGGGCACGAGAAGCUCUUCAUGGAGGUGUGCAAGAACUGCUCUGCCGUGCUGUGCUGCCGCAUGGCGCCUCUGCAGAAGGCCAAGGUGGUGAGAUUGCUGAAAACGUCUCCAGAGAAACCCAUCACUUUAGCCAUUGGGGAUGGAGCCAAUGAUGUCAGCAUGAUUCAAGAGGCCCAUGUUGGCAUAGGUAUCAUGGGCAAGGAGGGAAGACAAGCAGUACGAAACAGUGACUAUGCAAUAGCAAGGUUUAGAUUCCUUUCCAAGUUACUGCUCGUCCAUGGCCACUUCUACUACAUUAGAAUUGCAACCCUUGUACAGUACUUUUUUUACAAGAAUGUGUGCUUUAUUACGCCCCAGUUUUUAUACCAGUUCUUCUGUCUGUUUUCACAACAAACUCUGUAUGACAGCGUUUACCUGACACUCUACAACAUCUGUUUCACCUCCCUGCCCAUACUGGUGUACAGCCUGUUUGAGCAACAGGUCCAUCCACACAUGCUGCAGAGUAAGCCAGUGCUCUACAGAGACAUCAGCAAGAAUUCCCUCCUCUCCUUCAAGACCUUUUUGUACUGGACACUGCUGGGCUUCUGCCAUGCCUUUGUCUUCUUCUUUGGUUCCUACAUCCUGAUGGGGGAGGACACGUCUCUCAUGGGGAAUGGGCAGAUGUUUGGAAACUGGACCUUUGGCACUUUGGUAUUCACAGUAAUGGUUAUCACUGUUACAUUGAAGCUGGCCUUGGAGACCCACUUCUGGACGUGGAUGAAUCACUUUGUUACCUGGGGCUCCAUCGCUUUCUACUUCAUCUUCUCCCUGUUUUAUGGGGGAAUCAUCUGGCCUUUCCUCCACACCCAGGACAUGUACUUUGUCUUUGUCCAGCUGCUCUCCAGCGGCUCUGCCUGGUUCGCCAUCAUCAUCAUCCUCAUCGCCUGCCUUUUCCCCGACAUCAUCAAGAAGGUGAUCUAUAGGCACCUCCAGCCCACCAGCACCCAGAAGUCUCAGCUUAUUGAGACUAACUACCAGGGCAUCGGCUGCGUGGACUCCAUGUGUUGCUACUCAGAGGGGCAGAACGGGUGCGCCCGGCUGGGCCGGAUGGUGGCGCAAGUGAUGGGCUGCUGCAACCCUGCCUACGCCAACAGGUGUGAACCCACCCUCUGUAGCCUCUGUUGCUGCAGGCGCAUCUCCUACAAGCUGGAGCAGGAUGAGCCCACUGCUCCCCAGGAGUAGUGAAGGCCUAGCCUAGUAGAGAGAGAGGUAGACUAGACUAAGGUCUUACUGGUAGGACAGGCACCCCAGUGACAGAGAAAGGUUUGUAGGGAGGGAGACUAGUAUCUGGAUCCUGGAUCUUAAAUGUUCUUUCAUACAUGUUUAUCUCGUAUACAUGGAGUCCUUCUAGUCUAUUUGUCUUCUAUAUUCAGUGGGACAUGUUCACCAAUGUAGCCAUGUGUCUAUGUAAUCUCUCCUUCUAAGUCUGUACUCGUAUGCAAGUCUUCUUUCACUCGGGGCUUUCUGUCACCUGUCUGAAGUUUUGUGCUGUUAACUUUUCCAAAGCCUGCCGAGUCAGUGUGUUUGUCCUUCACAGUGUAGGCAAAGCCCAGGUUCAGAGUCUAAGUCUCUAUUGAUCUAUGACAAUGUGUUUAUGCUGCUAAAUCUAUUCAAGAGAAUGCUAACGGAGGUAACGCUAGAUUUAUUUGACCAUUGUUAAAGAUGUAGCAUUCUCGUUCUGCUUUUUACUUGUACAGUCAUGACCAAAAGUUUUGAGAAUGACACAAAUAUUAAUUUCCACCACGUUUGCUGCUUCAGUGUCUUUAGAUAUUUUUGUCAGAUGUUACACUGAAGCAUAAUUACAAGCAUUUCAUAAGUGUCAAAGGCUUUUAUUGACAAUUACAUGAAGUUGAUGCAAAGAGUCAAUAUUUGCAGUGUUGACCCUUCUUUUUCAAGACCUCUGCAAUCCACCCUGGCAUGCUGUCAAUUAACUUCUGGGCCACAUCCUGACUGAUGGCAGCCCAUUCUUGCAUAAUCAAUGCUUGGAGUUUGUCAGAAUUUGUGUGUUUUUGUUUGUCCACACGCCUCUUGCGGAUUGACCGCAAGCUCUCAAUGGGAUUAAGGUCUGGGGAGUUUCCUGGCCAUGGACCCAAAAUAGAUGUUUUGUUCCCCGAGCCACUUAGUUAUCACCUUUGCUUCAUGGCAAGGUGCUCUAUCAUGCUGGAAAAGGCAUUGUUUGUCACCAAACUGUACCUGGAUGGUUGGGAGAAGUUGCUCUCGGAGGAUGUGUUGGUACCAUUCUUUAUUCAUGGCUGUGUUCUUAGGCAAAAUUGUGAGGGGCCCACUCCUUUGGCUGAGAAGCAACCCCACACAUGAACGGUCUUAGGAUGCUUUACUGUUGGCAUGACACAGGACUGAUGGUAGCGCUCACCUUGUAUUCUCCGGACAAUUUUUUCCGGCUGCCCCAAACAAUCGGAAAGUGGAUUCAUCAGAGAAAACGACUUUACCCCAGUCCUCAGCAGUCCAAUCCCUGUACCUUUUGCAGAAUAUCAGUCUGUCCCUGAUGUUUUUCCUGGAGAGAAGUGGCUUCUUUGCUGCCCUUCUUGACACCAGGCCAUCCUCAAAGUCUUCGCCUCACUGUGCGUGCAGAUGCACUGUACUGGUGGUGCCCCGAUCCCGCAGCUGAAUCAACUUUAGGAGACGGUCCUGGCGCUUGCUGGACUUUCUUGGGCGCCCUGAAGCCUUCUUCACAACAAUUGAACCGCUCUCCUUGAAGUUCUUGAUGAUCUGAUAAAUGGUUGAUUUAGGUGCAAUCUUACUUGCAGCAAUAUCCUUGCCUGUGAAGCCCUUUUUUGUGCAAAGCAAUGAUGACGGCACGUGUUUCCUUGCAGGUAAACAUGGAUGACCGAGGAAGAACAAUGAUUCCAAGCACCACCCUCCUUUUGAAGCUUCCAGUCUGUUAUUCGAACUCAAUCAGCAUGACCGAGUGAUCUCUAGCCUUGUCCUCAUCAACACUCACACCUUUUUCCUUUUUUUUAAACCCCUUUUUUCUCCCCAAUUUUGUGGUAUCCAAUUGGUAGUAGUUAGUUGUCUCAUCGCUGCAACUCCCGUACGGACUCAGGAGAGGCGAAGGUCGAGAGCCAUGCGUCCUCUGAAACACAACCCAAACUAGCCGCACUGCUUCUUGACACAAUGCACAUCCAACCUGGAAGCCAGCCGCACCAAUGUGUCAGAGGAAACGCUGUACACCUGGCGACCUGUUCAGCGUGCACUGCGCCCAGCCCACCACAGGAGUCGCUAGUGCGCGAUAAGACCAGGAUAUCCCUGCCGGCCAAACCCUCCCUAACCCAGACGACGCUGGGCCAAUUGUGCGUCACCCCAUGGGCCUCCCGGUCACUCACACCUGUGUUAAUGAGAGAAUCACUGACAUGAUGUCAGCUGAUCCUUUUGUGGCAGGGCUGAAAUGCAAUGGAAAUGUUUUUGGGGGAUUCAGUUCAUUUGCAUGGCAAAGAGGGACUUUACAAUUAAUUGCAUUUCAUCUGAUCACUCUUCAUAACAUUCUGGAGUAUAUGCAAAUUGCCAUCAUAGAAACUGAGGCAGCAGACUUUAAAAAUUAAUGUAAUUCUCAACUUUUGGCCACGACUGUACUCUUGGUCUCUGACUUGUUUGUUAUACUGUAUUUUUGUAUCUAUGGACAAUGACAGCAUGAUGCCAGUGUAAUGCUUUCUCAGCCCACACAUCUACUUCACACCCUCACUCUCAACACUGAGGUGAGAUGAGCACUCAAAGAAAAUAGUUAGUGAGACUUGUUCCGGCCUUAAUGCUAGGAUACUGCCAGUGCACAGGGGGAGAGAGAGACCCCACCAUCGCUGACUGGUAGCAUGGCAGUACAUCAGCCCUACUUUACCGUACCCUGUACUGUUACUGAAUGAUGCUUGUGUUUUGACAUGCUGCAGUGUUUGGUGUCGGUGUGCCUCAGCUGAAACAUGGGGACCACACUCCCUGACAGAUGUACUAGAAAACCGUAGUCUCAAAAUGAGAAUAGGAGUCUAUUUGCUAUUUAUUUGAUAAAGUGAAGUAUUUGAA
Salvelinus fontinalis (brook trout) is the source of this 6547-nucleotide messenger RNA. Its product is annotated as phospholipid-transporting ATPase IF-like. NCBI's taxonomy places the organism in Eukaryota, Metazoa, Chordata, Actinopteri, Salmoniformes, Salmonidae. The record is from RefSeq and is a predicted model, not a curated record. The transcript has 29 exons. The coding region runs from base 239 to 3703 and encodes 1154 amino acids. Gene Ontology annotation, cellular component: trans-Golgi network; plasma membrane; endoplasmic reticulum. Gene Ontology annotation, biological process: phospholipid translocation. Gene Ontology annotation, molecular function: ATP hydrolysis activity; magnesium ion binding; ATP binding.